AUGAAUAGAUAUAAAUAUGCUUUAGGUUUAGUGUGUAUAAUGUUGCAGUUUCUGGAUCAGGCCGACUGCCAAAGACAACAAAGACAGCAAAAGCCGCCUGCAUCCCAGCAACCAGCUCCCAAGCCAGAAACGCCUCAAAAAGCGCAAUCCAUACGAGAUCUCUUCAACACGACUUCAUGUCUGGAACCACCGUUCACAUGUCCUCAUCCUCGAAUUCAGAUGUACCUUUACACAAGAUCCACCCAACAGGAACCAGAAUUCAUCAAUGUUUUAGACAAAAGUUCACUUACCAACUCACAUUUCAAUCCAACUCACCCUGUCAAGAUUGUGAUCCACGGUUUUGGCGGUGGCAGAAAUCUUUCUCCCAGCACUGAUAUGCGAAAUGCAUAUUUCAAACGUGGAGAAUACAACAUUUUUAUUGUAGACUAUGGUAGUGCCGUAGUUGAGCCCUGUUUAAGUCAAAUGGCCUGGGCACCCAGAUUCGCCAGUCAAUGUAUCGCCCAACUAGUCAAGUAUCUUCAAUACCACCCUAAUGGUGUUCAGCCCGACAGAUUGCAUUUAAUAGGUUAUAGUGUUGGUGCGCAUAUUGCGGGAUUGGUGCCAAAUCAUAUGAAUAAAGGAAAACUAGGGCGCAUCACAGGUCUAGAUCCAACAAUUAUUUUUUACAUGGGUAACAACAGAUCUCUGGAUUUGGAUCCAACCGAUGCCAAUUUUGUAGAUGUCAUUCACACUGGCGCCGGUAUUCUAGGACAAUGGGGUCCAACAGGUCAUGCGGAUUUUUAUGUUAAUGGGGGAUCUAGUCAACCGGGAUGUGCCAGCACGACACUUUUUAAGACAUUAUCGUGCGACCACACAAAAGUAACACCUUAUUUCAUCGAAAGCAUCAACAGUCCGAAAGGCUUCUGGGCCGGGCCUUGUGCCAAUCUGAUCUCUUAUCUAAUCGGAUGGUGCGAACCGAAGGAUGAUGAAUAUGUCCUAAUGGGAGAACACAUAUCACAUAAAGCACGAGGAAUCUAUUAUGUGACAACCAACGCAAAACCUCCAUAUGCCAAAGGAUUUCCAGGAAAAGGACGCCAUAGAAGGGCGCAAUCUCUUCGAGGAGGAUUAGCUUUUACAUCACGAACUCGUACUGUAUAAGCAAGUAAUUUUAUCGUAUAUUGUAUUAGUACCUGGAAAAUAGUUCUCAGUUCUAUUAGUAGAAUAGUUAGGCAAAUUGAAAAUAGUUUUGAAAGAAGUGAGAAUUAGAACAAUGCUGAAACCGCAGCAGAUAUUUGCAGAUGAAUCAAGAGUUUGGGAAAUUUGA
Ctenocephalides felis (cat flea) is the source of this 1303-nucleotide messenger RNA. Its product is annotated as pancreatic lipase-related protein 2-like. Lineage: Eukaryota; Metazoa; Arthropoda; Insecta; Siphonaptera; Pulicidae. Gene Ontology annotation, molecular function: lipase activity. Bases 1 to 1137 code for a protein of 378 amino acids. The transcript has 7 exons. The record is from RefSeq and is a predicted model, not a curated record. Gene Ontology annotation, biological process: lipid metabolic process.